AGAUAAGUUCAUAUCUUUUUCUCGAGCUCUCUCUUCUUUUCUAACGCAUCGUGUCUAGAUAAAAAUGAGUUUAUGUUCAGAGAUUUCUCUACAUUCUGUUCCUCUUUGGAACAGAGGAUGUUCUGUUUAUAACGAUGACGACCAAGACUCUGUUCUUCUCUACCCUGAGCUUACUCUCUCUCCAUUGAACAAGUCUCUUGCGAUCAGAACCUUGGGUUCGUCUGGCGUUGUCUCUGUUGGAGGAUACAAAAUUAAAGCUAGUUUGUCCUCCACUCUUGAGAGCAUUUUCGAUAAGUAUGGUGACAUUGCAUCAGAUUCCAAGCUCCAAUCUCUCUCCACACGGACGUACCAUCUCGAGACUCUAGCCGAGGUUGUUCUCGAGCUACAGUCAACGCCUCUGCGUCGGCUGACUCAAUCACGAGCUAGUGAGAUUCUAGAGAUCGUUAAGGACAUAGAGACGGCAAAGAUCCGAGUGAGUUGGCUCCGGUCUGUUCUCGAGGAGGUUGUUGAGGCAACCAGGUUUAUAAAAAGACGUGAUACGGUAGCUGUAGAGAAAGAAGCGUGCGAGCAAGGUUUGGUUCUUGCCAAGAAAGAAAUGGAGUUGAGUUUGAAGAAGCUUGAAGACAAGGAAAAAGAGAUGAGGGAGUUUCGAGAGAGAUUGAUGAAGACAACAGGGACAUUGGGGUCUUUGGAGAUGAAGCGGUCGUGUCUUGAUAAGAGAUUCGAGUUUCUGAGAUCUAAAGUCGAUAAGUUUCAGGGUCAAUCUGUUUUCAUGGAUGUUUUGUAAAAAAGAACAUUUAUUUUGCUCUGCUUAGUUUCUUUAAAAGUGUGUGCGUUUUCAAACACU
This is a messenger RNA of Raphanus sativus (radish), 847 nucleotides long. RefSeq lists its product as uncharacterized. Lineage: Eukaryota; Viridiplantae; Streptophyta; Magnoliopsida; Brassicales; Brassicaceae. The coding region runs from base 65 to 787 and encodes 240 amino acids. The transcript has a single exon. The record is from RefSeq and is a predicted model, not a curated record.